AUGGCAGCAGAACUCGAACCGAUAAAGCUCAAUCCGGAGAGCCACUUGAUCCUGGAUCAACCUCUCCUACGUCUUCCACAUGAACUGGCUCGUCGCAACUUUAAGACCGUACAACGCAUCGUGGAGAGAGAAAAAGAAUACGUCAUUCCGGCCUUGAAAGAAUCAGCAAAUGCCUCGCUCUCCGGGAACCAAGAUCCUACCCAAGCACUCGCCUCUCUAGAUACGAUGAUAACACGGAUGCAGGGAUUGAAGCGGAAGAUGGAGGCACUGCAGGAGGAGGAGAAGAGUAUCCUUUCUCAGUCCAGAAAGAGAAUCGAGCAUCUGGAGGACCUCUUCGGCAUACAUAGCUUGGUGGAUGUGAAAUAUGACAGAUGGUCUAGGAUAAGAUUGAACAGGCUGCUGGUCGACCAUAUGCUACGCUCAGGAUACCUUGAAAGCGCAAAGCAGCUUGCACAUGAGGAGGGCAUCGAAGAUUUGGUGGAUGUGAACGUCUUCUCUCAAUGCCAGAGAAUAGCGGAGAGUCUUCGAAGAGGGGAGAGCAAAGAAGCUCUUCAAUGGUGCGGAGAGAACAAAGUCGCGCUGAAAAAGCUACAUAACAAACUAGAGUUCGAACUGCGGAUGCAGCAGUAUAUUGAAAUGUUACGCGCUGGCGAGAGAAUAGAAGCUAGACAGCAUGCCAAAAAAUACCUCACGCCACACAGCGAGACAUACAAAUCAGAUAUACUUCGUGCUGCGGGAUUGAUGGUCUUCCCUCCUGAUACUGAUGCAGAACCAUACAAGUCUAUAUACUCAUUCGAACGAUGGCAAACUCUUUCCAGCCUCUUCAUAAAAACCCACCAUGACCUCCUCUCCCUAACGUCCCAUCCAUUGCUACAGAUUGCUCUCUCUGCUGGCCUUUCAGCUCUGAAGACACCGGCAUGUCACUCUGAAUAUACAACUUCCGCCUCCAGCGCGACGUACUCUGCAGGACCCUCUAUAUGCCCUAUAUGCUCUACUGAGCUUAAUGAGCUCGCACGUCCUAUGCCUUAUGCUCACCAUACGAAGAGUUCUGUAGAGAAUGACCCGGUUGUUUUGCCAAAUGGCCGACUGUAUGGUAGAGAGAGCCUUUGCUAUAUGUCAACUAGGGCGGGUGUUGAUGCUGGCAAAGUCAGAGACCCCAUUACAUCAGAGUUGUUCGAUGUAUCUGAAUUGAAGAAGGUGUUCAUUUCAUAG
Messenger RNA from Microsporum canis CBS 113480, 1212 nucleotides. RefSeq names its product fyv10. Lineage: Eukaryota; Fungi; Ascomycota; Eurotiomycetes; Onygenales; Arthrodermataceae. Gene Ontology annotation, biological process: proteasome-mediated ubiquitin-dependent protein catabolic process. The coding region runs from base 1 to 1212 and encodes 403 amino acids. The transcript has 4 exons. Gene Ontology annotation, cellular component: GID complex; nucleus; cytoplasm. Gene Ontology annotation, molecular function: protein binding; ubiquitin protein ligase activity. The record is from RefSeq and is a predicted model, not a curated record.